Pseudomyrmex gracilis is the source of this 1542-nucleotide messenger RNA. It is a transcript of the gene stai, whose product is annotated as stress response protein nst1. The record is from RefSeq and is a predicted model, not a curated record. Lineage: Eukaryota; Metazoa; Arthropoda; Insecta; Hymenoptera; Formicidae. Gene Ontology annotation, molecular function: tubulin binding. Gene Ontology annotation, biological process: microtubule depolymerization; neuron projection development; regulation of microtubule polymerization or depolymerization. Gene Ontology annotation, cellular component: cytoplasm; neuron projection. The transcript is spliced from 6 exons. The coding region runs from base 240 to 1166 and encodes 308 amino acids.
CGCCCUUCAGCCACCGCCCCAGUUACGACCUGAGCGAAACUUCCGGUGAGAGCCGUGCUCCACUCGCUCUUUUCUCUCCCGGUCUCGUCCUUUUCUCUUUUCCUUCUUCCCGGUCUCUCGCUCUUGUGUCACGCGCGCCAUAGAUCUCUGUACCAGAUUUAUUAUCCGCCGCAUCGUCGUUAUUUAGUACUUCGCGAAAUCCGCGAAACUCCGGUAAAACCAAUCCCCUAAACGAAACAAUGCUGAUCGGUCUCGUGCGCGACUCGGUGCUCCAGUGCUUCUGUCACAGCUGCAAGGCACCGCUUAGCGUUGUAGCGGGACAAAGGAGGAAUAACGCGCCGUUUAAGAAGCCUAAUGGCAAGGGCAAACCGCGGACCAAGCAACCGAAGAAAGUGAAGUUCAUCACGACUGAAAUUCGAUGCCAGGAAAAGUCCAAAGGCGGCUUGUGUUACGAAGUGAUUCUGGCGGAGCCAACGGGGCCUAAACGAGCGCCUUCGCCACCGCAACCAACAAGCCCAACGCAGCAAACUGCGAUCGAAGAUAAGCUAAAGGCUGCCGAGGAACGAAGACUGUCUAUUGAGGCGAACAAACUCGCGGUUCUCGCCGCAAAACUUAGCAAGAUCGAAGAAGCAGCCCGCAAGAAGGAUGAGCUCAGCGCAGCCUUCAUUGCCGCUACUCGCGAAUCUCUGGAUGCUAAGAUGAACAAUACGGAGGAGAAACGAGAGGCCCACAUCGCCGAAUUGAAGAGUAAACUGAAGGAACAUUUGGAGAGCGUUGAGAAGACUCGUCUUAGUCUCGAGCAACAAACCGAGGAAGUGCGAUGUGCUGUCGAGGAGAAGCUUAAGUUUGCAGCGGCUCAGCGCGAUGAGAAUAUCAAGAAAAUGCUGGAUCGUCUCAAAGAGCACGAAGAGCAAGUUGCUCGCGUACGUCAAGGAAUGUCAGAGCGUGUGCAGCAAUUGGAGUCCCAAAUUCAGGGCAAACUGGAACAGGCACGCGAACGUCGCGAGACCAUUGAGCGUGAGCAGAAGGAGAAGCUACGCAAUCACGAAAGACGCGCCGAGAUCGUGAGACAGAAGAAGGCAGCCCAAGACCGCCAGGAUGGCAACAACACAGAGGCACCGCAAUCAGUCUUGCCAGUAGAGAACGAAACUGCCAGCUCCGGUUAAAAUAUUCGGCGCAAUUCAUCUUUAAGCUGCUCCGUAAAAGGCUCCGUUUCGCUUUGUGCCAUUAUUUUCUGACUCGAAGUAAAACGGGAAGUCGAUCGCGCGCAUCGGACGUGUCCGCAUUUUUCUGAGCGGAGAGGGUAAGAGGACGGGAGACCGUUUCUACCCUGUAGUUCCUCGAUGUCGCGCGAACAAUACUGCCUUCAUGUUAUCCUUAUUCCCAUUCUUCGGCGAAUAUUUCGCACGAUUUCUUCAAUUCUAAAAGGAAAAAAGAGAUGAUUUAUUCGACAAGGUUGUUGUGAAAGUUUGCUUUUCAUGAAAGAUUUUGAACAUUUGAAGGAGUUCGAAACGUUGAGUACACAGAAUGAAUUUGAGAAGG